AACGCCUUCUGUACACACGUCAGCUUUCAACUUCGUAGAAAGAAAUUAAUGUGCUGUCUGCAAUCAAAUCCCAACACGCUUUCUUUCUAUAUUCAUACCUAUCGAUCCUCCUCUAUUACUGAAUUCGAUCUCUCCAUCUUCGCUCUCUUAGCUUUUUGAUUCUCUAGUAAAUCGUACGAUCUGUAUCAGUUUCAAUGGCAGCAGAAGGGGUGAGAGUGGAGCAAAGACAUGGGAAGGCGAGAGUGAGAGUUGGGAGAGUUUGGCGUCAAGGCGGCGAUGGAUCUCAUCACUUUGUUGAAUGGAACGUUAGCAUCAGCCUUCUCUCUCACUGCCUCUCUUCUUACCACCGUGACGAUAACUCCGACAUCGUCGCUACCGAUACCAUGAAAAACACCGUUUAUGUGAAGGCGAAAGAGUGUGGAGAUCGACUCUCUGUAGAGGAAUUUGCAAUACUUUUAGGGAAUCACUUUUCCUCCUUUUAUCCACAGGUUUACACUGCUAUUGUUAAUAUCAUUGAGAAGCCGUGGGAGCGUGUAUGCAUUGAUGGAAAGCCCCAUUUACAUGGUUUCAAGCUUGGGUCAGAGAACCAUACAGUGGAGGCUACAGUACAAAAGUCUGGUGCACUAACCUUAACUUCUGGUGUUGCAGGACUAGCUCUGCUCAAGACAACCCAGUCAGGAUUUGAGAAGUUUGUGAGAGACAAGUACACCAUUCUGCCGGACACUCGAGAGAGAAUGCUUGCCACAGAGAUGAAUGCAUCUUGGAGGUACUCAUAUGAGUCUGUUGCAAGCAUCCCAAAAAAGGAACUCUACUUCAGUGAGAAGUUCAUGGAAGUGAAGAAAGUUCUAAUGGAUACUUUCUUUGGUCCUCCAGAAACCGGUGUGUAUAGUCCUUCUGUCCAACGCACACUCUAUCUUAUGGGAAGCGCUGUACUGAGAAGGUUCCCUGAUGUAGCAUCGAUUCACCUUAAAAUGCCAAAUAUUCACUUCUUACCUGUAAAUCUUUCAACAAAGGAAAACCCUUCAAUGGUUAAGUUUAAGGAUGAUGUGUAUUUGCCAACGGAUGAACCUCAUGGAUCUAUUGAAGCAACCCUAAGCCGCAUAACCUCGAAAAUGUAAAAGCUUUUGGACAAUGCAAUGACAGUUUAAAGACAACACUUCACAUGUUCUACAACUUUUGGCUUUUUUGCCUUGUUUAUGAAAUAAAGAGGGGCACUCUUCAUGAGGUGUUAGCUAUAUGUUGCAAGAAACUAUGGUGUCUUUGAACACAAAAAAAUGUAUGUGAUGCAUGGGUUUGCAUUUAUAUGCUAUAUAAACCAUGUACAUGACCUUCCUUGUACCCAAAAUGUUUCAACUUGAAUUACAAUGUUGUUGUAGUUGAAGUGAAUCAUUGCUCAA
Molecule: messenger RNA, 1397 nt
Organism: Brassica oleracea var. oleracea
Lineage: Eukaryota; Viridiplantae; Streptophyta; Magnoliopsida; Brassicales; Brassicaceae
Product: uricase
Exons: 8
Coding region: 195-1118 (307 amino acids)
Biological process (GO): urate catabolic process; purine nucleobase catabolic process
Cellular component (GO): peroxisome
Molecular function (GO): urate oxidase activity
Source: RefSeq, a predicted model, not a curated record